AUGGAUAGUUCUGCGAAGAGAGAAGAAGAGGGGAAAGGGGAAGGGUUGUUGGGAGGGCUUCAUAGUUUGAAAGUCUCCGACACUGUUGUGGAGCCAUACAAUGCUACCCUGUCCGUUCAUCAGUUGGUUGAAAAUACAGACGAGACUUUCUGUAUUGACAAUGAAGCUCUUUAUGAUAUCUGCUUCCGCACCCUGAAACUCACGAACCCAACUUAUGGAGAUCUGAAUCAUCUUGUGUCUGUAACAAUGUCUGGUGUCACUACAUGUCUUCGCUUCCCUGGCCAAUUGAAUGCCGAUCUACGUAAACUAGCUGUUAACAUGGUUCCAUUCCCUCGUCUUCACUUCUUCAUGCCUGGAUUUGCUCCCCUUUCCGCCAAAGGCGCUCAGGCUUACCGUGCUCUUACUGUAGCCGAACUUACCCAGCAGGUGCGUUUACUCGAAGGCAACGGCUCGGCAGAGUGACA
Molecule: messenger RNA, 464 nt
Organism: Cylicostephanus goldi
Lineage: Eukaryota; Metazoa; Nematoda; Chromadorea; Rhabditida; Strongylidae
Source: the annotation of a GenBank genome assembly